AAAAAAUUUCAAUACCUUCACUCUAUCUUUCUCUCUCUCUCUCUCUCUCUCAUUCCCAAAAAAAAAGACAUGGAAACUUCACAAAACACCAAUCUCCAAAACCCUAAACCCACAACGCCGUUUCAUUAUCGCCUAGAAGAAGAACUCUCUCUCCGAGAUCUUCCUCUCAACGCCGAAAAAAACAAUUCCACCGCCGCCACAACCACCACUGAAGACCAACGUAAACGAUCCAUUGAGCUUUUUGAGUUCCUGACCUCAACCUCCGACGACUGUUCUCCAGCAGAAAACAUAAUCUUCCGCGGCAAAAUCAUCCCCUUAAACUACCAAAAUGCCAUCCUUUCCUCUCCCGAAUACAUCCGCCCUCGAAUAAGCACUAGAUCCGAGUCCUUAUCCGCUAUACAAGGCAACAAGAUCAACCGUCCCGUGGCACGUGACAAUGCAAGACCCAUGAGGAUAAGCCGUUCUUUAGAUCACCGCAACCUCACACGUGGACCAACCACCUCGACCGCACGUGGAAAUGCUUCUCCGACAAAAAUUGCGGCAAAGCCCGAAACGGUCUCGUCUGGAAACAGAAAAAGUGUGAAACCGAGAUGGUACGUGAUCAUGUUUGGAAUGGUUAAGUUCACACCGGAGACUGAGCUGAGGAAUAUAAAGAACCGUCAGGUUCGCCGGAAUGUUAUGUUUCCGUCUCCUGCUGACCGGAGAUCUUGUAGAACUCGAGCGCCGUCACCGUCUCCUUCUUGGAGGUUUCUUAACGCCUUGAGUUGCAAGGAGCCUACAAGCGUUGCUGCAACGACACCGCUUUGGUUUCCACAUACGUAAAGUAUUAUAUUACCCCUAAGAACAAUGCAUUAUGUGUGGCUACGUACUUGCUUUGCCGUCGAAUGAGAAGGAGAUAAUCGUCUUUUACUUUAAGAUAAUUUAUUUUGUUAAAGAAUGUCGAUAUUGUAAUUUAUCUGUUGAAACAAAUAUCGGUAAUAGUUUGGACCGUAUCAUACUUUUUUUUCUC
Messenger RNA from Raphanus sativus (radish), 1009 nucleotides. RefSeq lists its product as uncharacterized. Lineage: Eukaryota; Viridiplantae; Streptophyta; Magnoliopsida; Brassicales; Brassicaceae. The transcript has a single exon. The coding region runs from base 70 to 822 and encodes 250 amino acids. The record is from RefSeq and is a predicted model, not a curated record.